AUGCAGCGGAGCCGGCGGCAAACCGGCUGGGCCGGAGGCUCGCGGCCCUGGGCGCGUCCAUCGCCCGGCGUCGGGGCGGCAGCGGCUCGGAGGGUGCCGCGGGCCCUGGCUGCCCUGUCAUUACACCGGGGCUCGGGAGGCGUUUGGGAGGGUGGGGACGGACUGGGUGGCACCGCGAGCCCCGGGCGGCGGCACCGCGAGCCCCGGGCGGCGUCCCCGCUCCGCCAUCGGGACGCGCCGGUGCCCGGCGGAGUCGGGGUUCUCCCGCCACAAGCACCCCUAGAGGGCUGGGGGCAAGAUCUGCCGGGGGAAACUGAGGCAGGGGGGAGGCUGAAGUUGGGAGAGCCUGGGGCCGUGGCUGUGCGCAGGGUAUCUGCCUACCCUUGCUGCCCACCGCUGCCCCCCACUCAAUGGGGGGGUUCCCUGCUGGCAGCCCCCCGAGCCGGCAUUAACCCAUUGGUCCCUGUGUGCUCUCAAGUCCCCCAGAGGACCUCCCCCACAGGCCCCAAGAACACCCCGAACCCAGCCCGCCUCGGCAACGUGCCCAGCGGCAUCCUACGGAAAAACUCGCCUGCCACCCGCAACGGCGGCACCGAGGCUGACGCGCAGAUCCUGGAGCUCAACCAGCAGCUGAUGGACCUGAAGCUGACAGUGGAUGGGCUGGAGAAGGAGCGAGAUUUCUACUUCAGCAAACUGCGGGACAUUGAGCUCAUCUGCCAAGAGCACGAGAACGAGAACAGCCCCAUCAUCACCGGCAUCGUCAGCGUCCUCUACGCCACGGAGGAGGGCUUUGCCCCACCAGAGGACGACGAGCUGGAGGAGCAGCCGCCAGAGGACCAGGACGAGUACUAGCCCCGGCCCGCGCCCGCGCCCCCCGCGCCGCCCCCACCAUAGACAUUGGAGGCCCGAGCCCGCGCCUCGCCCCGCACCGUCACACGCCAUCGCGGCCUCCGGCAGCUCCAGGGGACGCCACCAUCUCCAUAACCAGCCGACAUCCCUGGGCGAGGGGCGCGGCUGUGCCGGGGCCGGGCCGGGCUCCAGCGCCGUGCCGGGGCCUGGCCCGCGCCGCCCCCUCCCCAUAUUUAUUUCUGUUGUCCCCCGGUGUGAGCGAGUGCCACGUCCGCCCUGGCGCCCUGCGUGCCCGUGGUGAGAGUGAGGAGGAAGGCGAGUCCGCGGGGGCUGCCCGGGGUGCCACGUGCUGCUCGCCUUGCUGGGAGCCCCAGGACCCCCGUGGCAGAGCGAGCGCCGGCCUGGCAGCCUGUGGGAGCGGGAGGCCACGGAGCAGAGGAGGGAGAGGUUGGUUCAGGUUCCUGGGAAGGUGAAGAGGGAACCCCAGCCCGGUGCGGCCAUGGCAGCGGGAGGCAGCUGCAGCCGCGGGGGUCCCGGAGAGGGGGCCUGUCCUCAGCACGGCACGGAAUGGCAGUGGGCCCUCUCCUCUCGCCUGUGGCCCCCACGGAGCCGGGGCUGGGGUGGGUCACCGCGAGGGCUCGCAGAGCCCACCCGCCCUGGCUGCCACGUCCCUGUCGCAUCGCUUGUCUGGUCCGUCACUCCGGUCGCAACGCUGCAUCUGUGUUCGGUUUUAUUUAAAUAAACUCGUGUGGUAACACCG
This is a messenger RNA of Lonchura striata (white-rumped munia), 1609 nucleotides long. The record is from RefSeq and is a predicted model, not a curated record. NCBI's taxonomy places the organism in Eukaryota, Metazoa, Chordata, Aves, Passeriformes, Estrildidae.